Molecule: messenger RNA, 666 nt
Organism: Entamoeba invadens IP1
Lineage: Eukaryota; Evosea; Mastigamoebida; Endamoebidae
Exons: 1
Coding region: 1-666 (221 amino acids)
Biological process (GO): phospholipid transport
Cellular component (GO): mitochondrial intermembrane space
Molecular function (GO): phosphatidic acid transfer activity
Source: RefSeq, a predicted model, not a curated record
AUGACAACUACGUUGAGAAAAGAGACGGUCUUCGAGAGACCGUUCGAUUUGGUAGUCCAAGUGUACCUCUCGAGAUACCCAACCACCGAAGACUUCCCGAGGCUGCUCGACCACCAAAUAAGCAGAAUUAAGUGGGAUGUCGACAAGGGCAUAUUCUUGUGUGACAAAAGAUCAACGAUGUCGGUGCCAGUACCGAAAUUGCUGCAAAAAAUAUCAAAGGUUGACCACAUCUAUAUAUACCAAAACCUCGAAAUCAACAUACCAGAGAGAACGAUGAAAGAAGACUCGUGGAACAGGGCCGACGCGAAAAUGUACAGGAUGAACGAAGACGCAAAUUGGAAAGGUUGUGACGGAGAGAAUGGAAACGAGUUCACAAAGUUUGUCGAAGAGUCAAACGUAACAGUUAACGACAAAGUGCCCAGCCAUGUUGUCAAAAUUGUGAUGAAAAAAGUACAGAAAGUGUUCGAGGAAGGCUACCAAACGGCGCGUAACGUGGACACCGUCUUGUUUCAGAAGUAUGAAAACAACAUGUUACCAGUAAUGGGGUCGAUACAAGAUUUCUGCCUAAGGCAAAUUAACCACCAAAAUCUCGACGUAACACUUGACUUUACCCAAAGCUUUGAGCAUAACUUCGAGUUGUCGCACCACGAAGGAAAGUUUAUUUGA